AUGUUCAAGUCUGCAGUCACUUGUAAUGCCAUCAAGACUCUGAACACCGCUCGUCCUGCCUUUGCAGCUACUCGCCCAGCGACGGGCUUCAUUCGCCCUCUCUCAUACACUGCUUCACUCGGAAAGAGAAAGCACGAUGACCCCUCAACGAACCCCAUCCUCUCUGCUACGACCAAAGCCCCCGAGGGUGCUUCUGGCGAUAAGGAGGGCCAAUUUGCUCGCACUGAUGAGAACGUACAGAUUGAAUACCCUCCCGACAGCGAGAUGCCCACUCAACCUGUGGCCCAGGGACGCGGGGGCAUACAUUCCAAGCGUACUCUAGCCCAAUUUUCACUUGAGAGGAAAGUAACCCUGGUGACUGGUGGUGCACGUGGGUUGGGGUUGGUCAUGGGCCAAGGCCUUGUCGCUUCUGGCUCAGAUCUAGCUAUCGUUGAUCUUAACAAGGAUGAAGCCGAGUCCGCAGCCAACUCGUUGAUCGAGCAGUUCCGCAAGGAGAAUCCCGGCCUGGAAGAUAUGCCUAAUGUCACCGCUCAUUAUGCGGAUGUCGCCAGCCCCGACUCCGUGAACAACGCCAUGGCAGACAUCCUAGCCAAGCACAGCCAGAUCGAUAACCUGGUCACAUCGGCCGGCUUCACCGAGAACUUCGAGGCUAUAAACUACCCCUUUGACCGUAUGCAGAAGCUGUGGGGCGUCAAUGUUGAUGGCACAUACCUUUUCGCUAUCAGUGUUGCCAAGCACCUUAUAGAGCGCAAGGCACCCGGUAGCAUUGUCAUGAUCGGCUCGAUGUCCGGUGCCAUUGUUAAUGUUCCCCAGCCCCAGGCUCCAUACAAUGCCGCGAAGGCUGCUGUGCGCCACCUGGCUGCUUCGCUCGCUGUGGAGUGGGCUGGCCAUGAUAUCCGUGUUAACUGCAUUAGCCCUGGCUAUAUGCUUACUGCUUUAACCCGCAAGAUUCUCGACGAGAACCCUCAGCUUCGCGACCACUGGACCUCUCUUAUCCCCACCGGCAAGAUGGGUACACCGGAGGACCUAAUGGGUGCCGUGGCUUUCCUGCUCAGUGAUGCCUCCAAGUACAUCACUGGGGCGGAUCUCCGCGUUGAUGGGGGCUACACCGUAACCUAA
Molecule: messenger RNA, 1119 nt
Organism: Penicillium digitatum Pd1
Lineage: Eukaryota; Fungi; Ascomycota; Eurotiomycetes; Eurotiales; Aspergillaceae
Cellular component (GO): intracellular anatomical structure
Molecular function (GO): oxidoreductase activity, acting on NAD(P)H, oxygen as acceptor
Source: RefSeq, a predicted model, not a curated record